AGACGUGUGUACUGCCCAGCCAAGAUGGCUGACAGCAUCCCGUUAAAUCCGGUGCGAAAGAACUCGAAGAGAAUCCCGUAUUACAACGCAGCCAGACUUUCAAGACUGGGCGAGGAUGAGCUUAUAAAACCCUCAGGCUCAGGAAUGGACAGGAAGUGAACAGGUCGAAUGACCAGGUACACCAGUUGACAUACUCUCUCGAAGAUGAGGCCUCUAACCUGGAUGAGAUGCCUCUGAUGAUGUCGGAAGAAGGCUUUGAGAAUGACGAGAGCGACUAUCAGACGCUGCCCCGGGCCAGAAUCAAUCAGAGACAGAGAGGCCUCGGCUGGUUCCUCCUGGGAGGGUGGAGAGUCCUCUGUGGGAGCUGCUGUGACUGCCUGGCCCACAUAUGUCGGAGGAAGAAGGAACUCAAGGCCAGGACGGUGUGGCUUGGCUGCCCAGAGAAAUGUGAAGAGAAGUACCCCAAAAACACCAUCAAAAACCAGAAGUACAACGUCUUCACCUUUGUGCCUGGGGUUCUGUACCAGCAGUUCAAGUUCUUCCUUAAUCUCUACUUUCUGGUCGUGGCCUGUACCCAGUUUGUGCCAUCGCUGAAAAUCGGAUAUCUGUACACGUACUGGGCGCCUCUGAGUUUUGUGUUAGCCGUUACGAUGGUGCGAGAGGCUGUGGACGAGGUGCGCCGGUACCAGCGGGACAAAGAGAUGAACUCCCAACUCUACAGCAAGCUCACAGUGCGAGGUAAAGUUCAAGUGAAGAGUUCAGACAUACAAGUUGGGGACCUGAUCAUUGUUGAGAAGAACCAAAGGAUUCCUGCAGACAUGAUAUUCCUGAGAACGUCGGAGAAAAAUGGUGCUUGUUUUAUCAGAACGGAUCAGCUGGACGGAGAAACAGACUGGAAACUGAAGGUUGCUGUUGGCUGCACACAAAGGCUACCAGCAGUGGGGGACCUCUUCUCCAUCAGUGCCUACGUCUACGCCCAGAAGCCUCAGUUGGACAUCCACAGUUUCGAGGGGAACUUCACAAGGGAAGACACAGACCCACAGAUCCACGAGAGUCUGAGUAUUGAAAACACUCUUUGGGCCAGCACAGUCGUUGCAUCUGGCACGGUGAUAGGCGUGGUGAUCUACACGGGCAAAGAGACCAGAAGUGUACUGAACACGUCCUACGCCAAGAACAAGGUCGGCCUAUUAGACCUGGAAUUGAACCGCCUCACCAAGGCCCUCUUCCUGGCCCAGGUGGUUCUUUCUGUUGUCAUGGUAGCGCUGCAGGGAUUCGUGAGCCCUUGGAUCCGCAACCUCCUCCGAUUCGUCGUGCUUUUCUCUUACAUUAUCCCCAUAAGUUUGCGUGUAAACUUGGACAUGGGGAAGUCGGCGUACGGCUGGAUGAUCAUGAAAGAUGAAAACAUCCCCGGCACUGUUGUCAGAACCAGUACCAUCCCAGAAGAACUUGGCCGGCUAGUCUAUCUGUUGACAGACAAGACCGGCACUCUGACACAGAACGAAAUGGUCUUCAAGAGGCUGCACCUGGGAACAGUAUCCUAUGGCACUGACACUAUGGAUGAGAUCCAGAGCCACAUAAUUCAGUCAUAUGCACAGGUGACCUCCCAGCCCUCCAGCGGCAGCACCAGCGGCUCCACCCCAUCGCAGAAGACCCAGACGUCGGGCCCCAAAGUCCGCAAGAGUGUCAACAGUCGCAUCCACGAGGCCGUGAAGGCCAUCGCCCUGUGCCACAACGUCACGCCCGUCUACGAGUCGCACGCCGGCGUGAAUGGAGAGACGGAGUCUGCUGAGGCAGACCAGGACUUCAGUGAUGACAACCGCACGUAUCAGGCCUCCAGCCCUGACGAGGUGGAGCUGGUUCGGUGGACCGAGAGCGUCGGCCUCACCCUGGUGAACAGAGACCUGAACUCCCUGCAGCUGAAGACGCCUUCUGGACAGAUUCUCUCCUUCCACAUCCUGCAGAUCUUCCCCUUCACCUCCGAGAGCAAACGGAUGGGCAUCAUCGUCAGGGAGGAGUCAACGGGAGAGAUCACUUUCUACAUGAAGGGCGCUGACGUUGCCAUGGCGAGCAUCGUCCAGUAUAACGACUGGUUGGAGGAAGAGUGUGGGAACAUGGCCAGAGAAGGCCUGAGGACGCUGGUGGUGGCCAAGAAGUCUCUUUCUGAGGAGCAGUAUCAGGACUUUGAGAGCCGCUACAACCAGGCCAAGCUGAGCAUCCAUGACCGAGCCCUGAAGGUUGCAGCGGUGUUGGAGAGCCUGGAGAGGGAGAUGGAGCUUCUGUGUCUGACCGGUGUGGAGGACCAACUGCAGGCAGACGUCAGGCCCACACUGGAGCUGCUCAGGAACGCUGGCAUCAAGAUCUGGAUGCUGACAGGUGACAAGCUUGAGACGGCUACGUGCAUCGCCAAAAGCUCCCAUUUGGUCUCCAGAAACCAGGACAUCCACGUCUUCAAACCGGUCUCAAACAGGGGAGAGGCUCAUCUGGAGCUCAACGCCUUCAGAAGGAAACAUGACUGCGCUCUGGUCAUCUCUGGAGACUCCUUAGAGGUGUGUUUGCGGUAUUACGAGCAUGAGUUUGUGGAGCUGGCGUGUCAGUGUCCGGCGGUGGUCUGCUGUCGCUGUUCCCCGACUCAGAAGGCCCAGAUCGUCACACUCCUCCAGCAGCACACAGCCAACAGAACCUGUGCCAUAGGUGAUGGAGGAAAUGAUGUCAGCAUGAUCCAGGCUGCAGACUGUGGUAUUGGAAUCGAAGGGAAGGAGGGGAAGCAGGCGUCUCUUGCUGCAGACUUCUCCAUCACUCAGUUUAAGCACAUUGGCCGCCUGCUGAUGGUGCACGGCAGGAACAGCUACAAGCGCUCAGCGGCGUUGGGUCAGUUCGUCAUGCACAGAGGCAUGAUCAUCUCCACCAUGCAGGCUGUCUUCUCCUCCAUAUUUUACUUUGCCUCCGUGCCCUUGUACCAGGGUUUCCUCAUGGUCGGAUAUGCCACCAUCUACACCAUGUUUCCUGUGUUCUCCUUGGUUCUGGACCAAGACGUGAAACCAGAGAUGGCUCUUCUCUACCCAGAGCUUUAUAAAGACCUCACAAAGGGCCGUUCAUUGUCUUUCAAGACUUUUCUCAUUUGGGUUUUGAUCAGUGUGUAUCAAGGUGGCAUCCUCAUGUAUGGCGCGCUGGUGCUGUUUGAGUCGGAGUUUGUGCACGUGGUCGCCAUCUCCUUCACGGCGCUCAUCCUGACCGAGCUGCUGAUGGUGGCGCUGACCAUCCGGACGUGGCACUGGCUCAUGGUGGUGGCCGAAUUCUUCAGCCUGGGCUGCUACCUGGCCUCCCUCGCCUUCCUCAACGAGUACUUUGACUUGUCGUUCAUCACGACUUGGCCUUUCCUGUGGAAGGUGUCCGCCAUCACGCUGGUCAGCUGUCUUCCACUUUACAUAAUCAAGUACCUGAAGCGCAAGUUUUCACCUCCGAGCUACUCCAAACUGUCCUCGUGAUCCCAAACCGGGUUCACGCCUGUUUGUUUCGUGGUUUUGUGCUUCUCCCUACAGCUUUCUAUUUUCAGCACUUUUUUCCUCAGUGAUGGACACUGGAGGUCAAGGAACCACUGGAACAAUGGGAACUGGAGAGAAAUUAAAUAAUUCUCCUUUUGAUUGUGUCACUGAGACUUGGGAUGACUUGAAGGAAAUAGAGCACAUGAAACAAGACUAUGGAAGGCUUUGGAUUUGGUCCCGCAGACCAGGAGCGCGAGAUGGCGUCGGUGACUGCACUCAGAAGGCCCGAAACACGUGACCUCAUUUUGUUGAUAAAGGGUCAAUCUGCCUUCUUUUGCUUCAAAGCACUUCAAACAAAUCAGCUUCAAGUGUCGUUUUAUACAGCUCUGAUGCAUUACUUUUCAGUGUUUGAAUUUUUAUAUGUGGAGUUCAGAAUUUUUUUAAGUGUUAUUUUUUAUUCUUGGUAUUCAUCGCAGUUGCCGGCCUGCAUCUGUGAACAGUGUUGAGUUGCGUCACGGGUCGUUUCUGUUGGCGUUUCGCUGCGUUACUGUACGUAAAGCCUUCAUGUUGAGCCGCUGCUGUCGACGUAGACUUCGCUGCGUUUCAGUUCCUGUACGAACGACGACAUUCACACAGAAAAUGCUGGAGCUUCAAAGUGAAUUUCUGUGCGUCUGCUGCUUUGUGACCUUUAAAGACAAUGAAAGACAUCUUCAGUCCUCCAGCUCCACAGUAUAAAACCAGCACUCCAUAGCAGCGUUACACAUCGUAUUGUCAGCAUAUUUGGCUUUGAUUGUACUGCAGAAUUUUACAUUUAUGAUGUCUGUCGGCAGCCGCCAGUCCUCCCGUCGGGACGCGGCCGCCCCAUUCGUGCCUCAUUAUGAAACCGCAUCUCACAGCACUGGAUGUUAAGCUGUCGAUCAGAGGUUUUGGUUUUGUUACCACUGCAGCCACAAUUUCCAGGAUCUUGAAUCUUUUAGGAAAACAUUUCUCUGGUGAUUACUUUAAAGGUCGCAAGGAAGGACCCUGAAUCACUGUCAGCUGUGUAUUUUUAGGUAUUGAUCGACAAUACGACUCAACUUGGGCCUCCGUGUCGACAUUCAGCUAAACGAGGAAUGAGUUUUAUCAUUCACUCCAUGUACUGGAAGCGCUGAGCAUGUUUUUGAGCACAGAUAAAGGAAUAAGAAGGUUAAACAGCCAAAUGUACAGUUAAAUGUACAGUGUUCGGGAUGUAGUUUAGCCGUGUUUAUCAGUCGGGUUGUCAUUUUCAUUCAUUCAUUCAUUUUUUUGAGUCAUAAUUGAGUUAAACUCAGGUCGAUCAUUCCUAACCUGUUCUUGAUUUGUUCAAACUGUGGCAACCCUACUGUAAAAUGAAGCUCCGCUGUGUAAGGAGGCCGAGGAAUAGUGGAUGUAGUUGUUAGCGAAAGAGUUGGUGUGGCUGCGACACUUCAAUGCAAAUUGCAUUUAGGGUUUAAAUUUCUGAUUUCCAUUCUUACGAAUUCCAGAUGCUGAUUCCUGUGUUUUCUGUCGAGAUCUUUGUUGUGUGUCUGUGAUGUUGUAUAAACUUUUCUUUCAUGUUAAUUUGCUUUCCAUGUCUUACACUACGAUUUCUAACAGUCUGUUUGUUAUUUAUAUUGUUACUGGUUAAUGAAUAAUAAAAAGAGAUUGAUGAGAAAA
This is a messenger RNA of Scatophagus argus, 5156 nucleotides long. RefSeq names its product ATPase phospholipid transporting 9B (gene atp9b). Gene Ontology annotation, cellular component: trans-Golgi network; plasma membrane; endosome. Gene Ontology annotation, biological process: endocytosis; phospholipid translocation; retrograde vesicle-mediated transport, Golgi to endoplasmic reticulum. The transcript is spliced from 30 exons. Gene Ontology annotation, molecular function: magnesium ion binding; ATP hydrolysis activity; ATP binding. The record is from RefSeq and is a predicted model, not a curated record. The coding region runs from base 228 to 3485 and encodes 1085 amino acids. Lineage: Eukaryota; Metazoa; Chordata; Actinopteri; Scatophagidae.